Chiloscyllium plagiosum (whitespotted bambooshark) is the source of this 2841-nucleotide messenger RNA. Its product is annotated as relaxin-3 receptor 1-like. The record is from RefSeq and is a predicted model, not a curated record. NCBI's taxonomy places the organism in Eukaryota, Metazoa, Chordata, Chondrichthyes, Orectolobiformes, Hemiscylliidae. Gene Ontology annotation, cellular component: membrane; external side of plasma membrane. Gene Ontology annotation, molecular function: C-C chemokine binding; C-C chemokine receptor activity. Gene Ontology annotation, biological process: positive regulation of cytosolic calcium ion concentration; G protein-coupled receptor signaling pathway; cell chemotaxis.
GUGAGUUAUACAGUGCACUUUUAUUUUAGACCUCAUUUACCUGCUCCACAACAACUGAUCGGAAAUGCCUCCUCUGCGCAAAUGAUGAAGUGGUUUCUCAGCGUUUGAAGCUGUCUCGCAGCAUAUUUCAUCGCGUAUUCAGCUGUGAACCUGCAUCUCCUUUCCCCUCACUCUUCCCCAGGUCCAGAGCUCAGCAGCAAGUGGGCUUGCCACAGAGAGGUUGUGCCCAGCUCCCACGUCGCGAAAAGGGGCGGUGUCUGUGUCGCCAUCGGAACCUUCCAUGCGGAAAGUUUCGCCAAAUCUGGGUUGGGCUCUUGGGGAACAGGUAAUAGGCUCAGGGGAAGCGGAGCAGAGCUUUCAGCACCGCGGACAGCGCCAGCCUCCUGGAGCGACCCCUGUCUCGCCGGGCUGCUUGACCGUUUCAGCACCGCGGACAGCAACCGACUGACCCUCAAGGUGGUGGCCUCGAACAAUUUGGCGAGGAUGGACAGCGACUAGACCCUGAGGGCGAGGUGAUGGACCACUGUGAAGUUGCAGGUAGGCAGUGAGGACUGCAGAUGUUGGGAUUCACAGUCAACAGAUGCAGAGCUGGGAAAACACAAGCAGGUCAGACAGCGUCCGAGGAGUAGAAAAGUUAACGUUUCAGGCCGAAACCCUUCGCCAAGGCUUGAAGUUGCAUUCUGUGAGUAAGGGAGGAACGGCAGAGGAGAUGGAUAAGGAAGCACUAUUUCCACCAGCCCUGCACGUCUCUGAACGCUGUCCUAAAGACUAAGCUUCCUUUUGGAAGAGUUUAUUUGGGGGACUCAUUGGUCCCAGGCGCCAACUCUCCUGCACGUAGCUAAGGGAUCAAAGAGUGUUCAGAAGAGAGAGAGAGAGAGACUGAUAGCCAGUUUCUAGCACAUAUUUGUAAUAUAUUUAGUAGCAAGCCUUUGAUACAAAUUGCAAAAUUCUGUCACGGGUAAAACAUAGCUGAGCACAGUUGCAGUGCAGUGCUGGACAGAGGAUGAAACACUUCAAGAAAGUUCUACCGAAGGCAUUCAGUGGAUUUCAAUCUGCUCAAAAAUGAAGCACCAAAUAUUUGCUUUGUGCAUGUCUGCCCUCAUGUAACGAGUGAGGAAAUGAACCUGCAUUUCGGUAGCACCUUCCAACACCGCGGGACUCCCCAGAAGUGGUCUGUGGUGGAUGCGGGAUCUUUUGAAGUUCCAGUAUAGGAAACACAUCUUGCUAAUCUCAGCACAGCAAGAUCCCACAACCAGUAUUGCAGUAAAGGCUGGGCGUGUCUGUGCUUUGGUGACAACAGCUGAGGGGUGGAUGUUGGCCCCAGCUCAUUGCAGAGAAGUCUGCACGCCAACUCUUCUUUGACAUAUUGCCCGUGAGACCUUUUAAUUCAUCUGAGGAGGCAGGUCACUGCCUGUGGGAUAACGUCUCAUUAUAACUUUGGUAUUAAUGACAAUUACGCAGCUAUAAAUAGCCUGCAUUUAAUUGUUUCUUAGUCAAUGAUUGGCAUGUUGCUUUGGCUUGGAGCAACAAUGAUUGGGACAGAUCUUGACAAUGCGACAGACAAUGAUUACUUGGAGAUUAACAGCACUUCAAUCUUUGAACCAGGCAAUUUUGGUGUCUUAGGGGCCUUCUACACCAUUUUACGAAUCACCAUAGCACUGAUCUACUCUGUCACGUGCGCCAUGGGGAUUUUGGGAAACCUCCUGGUCUUGUAUCUCAUCCAAGGCUUCAACAGACAGAGCCCGUCCACCAUCAACCGCUUCGUCUUCAACCUGGCCCUGACCGACUUCCACUUUGUGUUGGUGCUGCCUUUUUGGGCAGCGGAAAUUGUCCUGGACCACAUCUGGCCCUUCGGCCUUGCCAUGUGUAAGCUGGUCCUCUUUGUCACCGUGUUGAACAUGUAUGCGAGCGUCUUCUUCCUGACCGCCAUGAGUGUCAGCCGCUACUGCUCGAUGGUGCAAACUCUCAGACCGGGCAGGACUCCCUUCCGGCCCUGCAUGGUCAAGUGUGUCAUCCUGGCCAUCUGGCUUACAGCUAUCGCUGUGACCUUACCCCUGACCAUAUACUCCCAGACCGUCAAUAUCUACGGCGAUGAACUGUGCAUCCAGAAAUUCCCAGCUGGACAAUAUUUCUUGGCCUUCCAACACAUUCAGAGGAUCUUGCUGACUUUCAUAAUCCCCCUGACAGUCAUAACCGUCUGCUAUUUGCUGCUUAUAAGAUUUCUGCACCACCAUAAGCUGAGUGGCAACAAUGCAAAGAGGCAAUCCAAAGUCACCAAGUCUGUCAUCCUGUUGAUCAUGUCCUUUCUCCUUUGCUGGCUACCUAACCAUGUGAUAACCUGCUGGGGAGUGCUGGUCAAAUUAGAAUUGGUCCACUGGAGCAGAGCGUACUAUAUCACUCACACCUACAUCCACCCAUUCACCAUCUGCUUGGCCUACACCAACAGCUGCCUCAACCCCAUUAUCUACUGCCUGAUGCGGAGGGAGUUCAGGGAGGCAAUGAAGAAUGUCUUCCAAAGGAUCUCCUCCGUCAGCUCCCUGUGGACGUGCCAAGGCACCACCCUCUACCCGAGCCAACACGAAGCCAACCAGGUUGGCAUCCCCUUGAACCAAAUGAACAGCCAGCUGGAAUCCAACGCCCCCGGUCAGAGAUGUAACACGCUGCCUUCAACCACUUCCAGUCUUGUGCAACAGAACUGAAGGGUGCACUCCAAGUGCUGUCCACUUGGGGGCGCCCAACCUGUGGACUCCAUCUAUCGCUCAGUCUGACGGAAGAACAAUAUGCCUGUACGUGUAUAUAAUAAACCAUUCAGCAUCCCCAGCAACCUCCUUAGCCUUCCUG